CUGCCAGCAACCUUCACGAAAAUCCAAAACGCGACUCCCUCCACCCACUUGCCCAAGAAAUGCGUUUCCUGCAUCUGUGGCUGCUGGCACUCUCUGCCGUGCUGGCCUCACGCUGGUCGAACCAAGACUAUGAGAUCUUUGAUGUUGCACGCGCUUUGGAGAUCUCAGAGGGUGCGAAUGCCACUUUUUACUCCUUCCUGGAAAUCAAACCCAAGGCUAGCCUUGAAGAGAUUGGCAAGGCCUAUAAGAAGCGAUCUAGGCAGUUGCAUCCGGAUAAGAACAUUGGUGUCAAGAAUGCACAGAAGCGAUUUGAGCGGCUUGGAUUGAUUACCAAGAUGUUGAGAACGCCAGAGGUGCGUGAGCGAUAUGACCAUUUCUACUACAAUGGUUUUCCUAAAUGGAAAGGAACUGGUUACUUCUACUCUCGCUACAGGCCAGGCGUUGGCACUGUCCUCGUCUUGUUGUUCUUUAUUGUGUCUGGUUUCCACUAUCUCGGUAUGGUGAUUGCAGCUGCUAGCCACCGUAGUCGCAUCCAGGGUCACAUCAAGGACGCUCAUGAGGCAGCCGGCUAUCCAAACCUCAACAAACGAAAACGCGUCACCACUGAAACAGGUAGAGUCUUCCAGGUGGAUCCCAAUGGUGAUGUCUUUUUCGUUCAGGGUGGUGAGGAGGCCAAGAUGAGUCCUGAAGCUGUGCCUGCUGCUUCAUUGCAACGUAGUUUAUUGGUUCAGGUACCGCUUGCGUUGUUCAACAAGACUGUUGGACGAAUUUUGGGUGGUGGUGUGCAGGAGGAUAACUUGGAUGACGAGGGUGAUGCUCUGACGAGUGUGAAGAAGGGCAAGAAGAAGAACUAGCAUCAUCUAUAGUUCUAUAGUCCAAAAUCGAUCGGGUGUGCUGGAGCCAUCUCUGCUGCAG
This is a messenger RNA of Protomyces lactucae-debilis, 915 nucleotides long. Its product is annotated as DnaJ domain-containing protein. The record is from RefSeq and is a predicted model, not a curated record. The transcript has 2 exons. Gene Ontology annotation, cellular component: endomembrane system. The coding region runs from base 60 to 854 and encodes 264 amino acids. Lineage: Eukaryota; Fungi; Ascomycota; Taphrinomycetes; Taphrinales; Protomycetaceae.